Messenger RNA from Acanthopagrus latus (yellowfin seabream), 2699 nucleotides. Its product is annotated as interleukin-18 receptor 1-like. The transcript is spliced from 10 exons. Gene Ontology annotation, molecular function: interleukin-1 receptor activity. Gene Ontology annotation, biological process: signal transduction. NCBI's taxonomy places the organism in Eukaryota, Metazoa, Chordata, Actinopteri, Spariformes, Sparidae. Bases 355 to 1983 code for a protein of 542 amino acids. The record is from RefSeq and is a predicted model, not a curated record.
AGCAAUCUGCGUCCAUUCACGGUGGGCUGUCGUCGCUUUUCGAUGUGUUGGUUCCUUUUCGUAAAUGUUUGAUAAAUACUUUAAGCCCCACGUCAACGACGUGUGCUGUAAACACAAGCAGGACGUGUUUGUGUGGGCUUUUCAAACUCAGUCGAGCGGAGAGGGAUCCGGGAUGUGCGUGUUUUACCUCCGACUUUCAGUUUCAAGCCGGUAGUACAAAUUCAAUUUGAAAAAAAAAAAAAAACAAAAACAACACACACCAGAGAAUGACCUUUGCAUUUCUUCAGAAGCGUGGCUGCUGGUUAUAAAAGGCGGGUUCUUUCCAUGAAGUCACUAUGAGUCCUUUGGGUCACCAUGAAGGCAGCAAUACUACAUCCUUCUCUUCUGCUUCUCCUCCUCACCUCACUGACAGGUGUGUGUCCCCGGAGACCCAAAGAGAAGUAUGUCAGGGCAGGUGAGAUGGUGGCUCUGCAGUGCCCUGGUUACAGAGGGUACGAUCACCUUGAUGGCAGACUGAUCUGGACCAGUCACACCAGCCAGGAGAUGGAUCUGACCGGUGACAUGUCAUCAGCGCAGCAGAGAGAGACGGGCGUUCUGGUUCAUGGAAGGAGUCUCGUGAUUCUCAAUGCCUCUGUAAACCAUCAGGGGAAUUACUCGUGCUCUCAGGGGAAUACCAGCAGAAAGUACUGGUUCAAGCUGAUGGUAUAUACAACACAGACCAGAGAGUAUGAAGAGAUGACAACGCACCCAGUGACGUGUUACACACUAGAGUCCUGCACAUUGACAUGUCCUGAUGUAAAUUUACCUGCUGAAAACAUCCCGAAUAUUACCACCAACGGCACUAUAUGGCACAAGGAAGGAGAGUCAUCCCUAACAGCCAGUUACUUCUCGAGUGUGGAGGAGAAUGAUGGAGGUGUCUACACCUGUACCAGAUCUUACCUGUAUCAUGGUCAGAUAUACAACAUGACCUCCACGGUGAAGCUUGAAGUCCAGCCAAAGAAAAAAUCUAAGAAACUUGCAGAGAUCAUUUCACCGCGCAUGAGUGAGGUGUUUCCUGUAGAUCUCGGCUCAACAGUGGUGAUUGACUGUCAAGCUGUCGUGUACUCAGAGUUUGAUGAGGUGUUCUGGUUAAUGGACGAUGCAUUUGUGAAGAGGGACAACAGUUCACCAGUUUUCUACAAAUUCAACAAUGAACAUAAUGCUGAAGAGACGAAGCUGACGGCAUCGCUGGUGUUCAAUAAAGUGUCAGAAGAGGAUCUAGCGAAGACUUACAGCUGUAAACUGGAAUCCGAAUCUGGACCCUCAAGCUUUGUCUCCAUCACUUUGGCCAAAAAAUCUUCUUCUCUCUCCCUCCCUCUGGCUCUCAGCAUUGUGAUCAUUGUGAUGGUGAUUGUUCUAACAGUGGUUGGUUGUGUGAAGUUCAAAAUGGGCAAUGCUCUUCCCCUGCAAGACGCUCUUGCCUCCUAUAGCAGCUUCUCAGAUGGGAAGAGCUACGACGCCUUUUUGAUGAGUUACGAGAGCGUAACAGACGCAGGACUAAAUGAAGAUGACAGAAAAUGGUUGGAGAGAGUUUUGGAAGACACAUUUGGUUACAGUCUCUGUCGUGACAUCUCACCGGGGAAAGCCGUAGAGGAGGCUGUGUUAGACUGCGUACAGCGGAGUCGGAUGGUGGUUCUGGUUCCCACCUCUUCAGAUCCUGGUCCAGGAGCUGGAAUGCUGAAGAAAAUCCACGCAGCCUUCGUGAAGCAACAGACUGGUUUGGUUUUUAUCAAAACUGAGGCCACAGAGGCAAGAUCAGGUUCAUUAUCCGAGGCCUUGCUGCUUUUCGACAAGACUGGAAACUGUGUCACCUGGAGAGGCAAAAGUUCCAUGUCGCCCUGCUCCUCCUUCUGGAGGGAUCUGCGGCGUUACCUGCCUGCCCCACAGCAUCCAGAUAAAUCGAUGCUGUUAUCUCAGACAGCUACCCAGGAGGAUAACUGUUAAAAUAUUAAGCAAUGCCACGACAAAUACAUCAGUGUUUUUUAGUAAGCAACUGUAAUUGUGUGUACUGAAUACACUGUGUUUAAGCUCACACUGCAAUAUGACUGACAGCUUUGAAACUGUUUAUAUCAGAUAAUUAUUAUUUAACCUAGAGAUAUAACACGUGACAUGUACAUUUCUGCAUUAUUGUUAUAUAUUUUGAUUAGUUAUGUACUUACAUUAUCCCAACUGUUUCCAACCGGUUGAGGAAGAGAGUUGGCAAACAAGACCAAAUGUAACAUGAAUAAAACUUUAAAGAGUGAGGUCACGCAUUGAAUUCAGGUCAACAUCCCACCAUAUUCAGCGCCCACCAGAGAAUCCACUUCCUUACUUUCCCCCUCUGCUCUCUUUGACGUUACGUUCAUGAAAUAAAGUACAUUCCUUCACAGCUGCUGUCGGCAGACAAUAUUACACCACAUAAAGUAGUAGUAGACACUGGGACUACUCUUUCCACUAUAUUGAUGCUCUCUAUCCCUUCAUGAUCUAUUUCCUUUAAAACUCAAUCUAAUAUUGAGUUUUAAUUUUCAACCGUAAAAAGUGUAUUGGUGUGUAUGCUGAUCGCCAGCACUGCAUAUCUUCCAAAUUGCCCCACUCUGCCCACAUCAGGUCAGCUUUUGGAUUGGUCAGAUUGGUUGAACAUAUCUCAUUCAGCAAAUAGGCCUUAUUUGACUGCAGAUAUU